Mycena indigotica is the source of this 657-nucleotide messenger RNA. RefSeq lists its product as uncharacterized. The record is from RefSeq and is a predicted model, not a curated record. The coding region runs from base 1 to 657 and encodes 218 amino acids. The transcript is spliced from 3 exons. NCBI's taxonomy places the organism in Eukaryota, Fungi, Basidiomycota, Agaricomycetes, Agaricales, Mycenaceae.
AUGCUGGCCAUGGAGCCGUUUAAAAGUCGCAUGUCUGUCGUUUGGGUGGCUUCGAUACUGUUCCAGAUACACAGCUCAAUGGGCGCUGCGAUACCGUCUUCCGAGGCUCGACUCAAAGUUUUUAACGAAAAACGAGCCGGAGACCAAGCACGAGGAAUGGGCAUCGCAGAUGUGGUCAUCGUCGGCCUGCUGCUCGUCCUAAUACCGCUGACCAUUGCGCUUAUACUUCGAUGGAGGGCUGGAAGGCUCGCGCGUGAUCGUUCCCCUCCAAAGGAGCUCGAAAGCAACGAUUGCACGCAAAUUUUGGACCCAUAUUCAUCUUCGGACGACGGAUCAGUCGAUUUAGAGCCCCAACAACGGGCGUCAUGGGCGUUGUUUAUCGGCUCUAAAGAUGAGAAUGCACUGUCGCGGUCAAAUACAGCGACGACGCGGCAGUUGUAUGUCUCCAAUCAGGCGCGGCGGGCCCAGCAAAAGGCUAUUGAGCUGGAGAGACAGCGCGAAUCGGUGGAUACCGGGAGUAAAGCCAGCACUGGUGCGCGAGUUUCAACUGCAUCUUCGAGAACGGCAGCUACGCUUGUGGACGGAAGCCGCCCAAGUUCAGUUAUGUGGACGAAAGAGGGUGCUCCGCCUGUUCCACCGGUGGCAUUGAGACUCUGA